This is a messenger RNA of Trypanosoma rangeli, 1239 nucleotides long. RefSeq lists its product as uncharacterized. Bases 1 to 1239 code for a protein of 412 amino acids. The transcript has a single exon. Lineage: Eukaryota; Euglenozoa; Kinetoplastea; Trypanosomatida; Trypanosomatidae. The record is from RefSeq and is a predicted model, not a curated record.
AUGCAAUACACUACGCACGGGCCACAUCCGCCCGUAUCGCUACUGUUAUUCCUUCAGUCUGCCUCACCGCAGCUAACAUUUGAAGCCUUCAAAGGCGACUGUAGGGUAUUUGGCAUGCCGUGGUACUGUUCCCAGGCGCAGCAGUUAUGUGUUGCAAUGUUGGUCAAGCAUCCACUUGUGCAAAAAUUUCCUCCGCGCACAGCGAAUAUACGUGCGUUUCUGAAGUGUUAUAUUACACAGCUGGAACUGUUGCAGGCCACACCGCUUGCGACAGAGGCGCUGAACGAGGAUCUCAUCGAUUCUCAGCUCAUGGAAGCUUAUGUUGAUUUCUCUGUGACGUCACCCAGUGAUUUUCAGACAAGCAUGUGCUACAAGACAUUUUACUCUCCGUGUACACCGAAAACGUUUCUGCCCGUUCGCUUAGCCGCGGGGCAAUUCACGAAUGUGGGACUUGCGCUUUGGCCAGCGUCAUUUGUAUUGGUGCAACUUCUUUUAACGGAACUCUCCAGCUCCGUCCCUGUUUUGUUGCCCCGCGAAGGUGAUUUGCGAAUCCUGGAACUUGGCGCUGGCGUUGGACUAACACCACUUAUGCUCCACCAAUGCUUGAGCUACAAGGAAAGGGUCAAAAGAUGUGUUCUCACCGAUUACCAGCCGGAGUUAGUUGAAAACAUUCUCUUUAACCUGCACUCCUAUAUCAGGACGAGAGAGCCGUUGCAUGACUCUCUUUGCUGCAGUGAGGAGGAGGAUGCGCCAUAUGUUGCUGAAAUUCUUGACUGGACGGAGCACGAGCGAAACCGAGAAAGUCUGCGGAAGUGGGAAUGCAAUAUCAUUUUGGCCUCAGACUGUAUCUAUGACGUGGAUUUGAUUGAUUCCUUUGUAACAACGCUCCAUCACGCCCUAAAUUCUGCUGAAGAUGCUGUUGCCAUCGUUGUACAGUCACAUCGACACAAGGAAACAAUGAAACGGUUUUUUGACGCCGCGCAGGCGGCGGCCAUAAGUGUUUCUUCCUACCGUCUUGCCAGGAAAAGUCCCCCGCCGUCGGAGAGUAUCCUGAUUCUUUCUAGCCCCGUCUGCCAGGAUGAUUCCAUCGCCGGUUUCGCUGUAGUUCCUGCUGACAUUGACGCGGAUGGUAGUUUUAUGGGUUGCCAGGCGGAGGGGAGCUGCGUCAGUGGGUGGGUGGGUUCUUUUUUCCUGCACUCUGAAGCGGUGGUUGGCAUUCACGUGCUACAACUCCGAUGA